Molecule: messenger RNA, 1220 nt
Organism: Syzygium oleosum
Lineage: Eukaryota; Viridiplantae; Streptophyta; Magnoliopsida; Myrtales; Myrtaceae
Product: VQ motif-containing protein 11-like
Exons: 1
Coding region: 323-982 (219 amino acids)
Source: RefSeq, a predicted model, not a curated record
GCUAAAAAGGGGUUGGCAUGGAAAAGCUUCAAGCUCAAGAAGAUCAGCUCAUUUUCUUCCAUGGCGUCUCCAACCCUACACAUUUUAAAUAAUUUUGUAGCCCAAAGACAACAACACAGCAUGGUAGUAGCCAAACUAUUUAUACCUUAAACCUCCCCCUUUUUCAGACCUCGCUCUUUUCAACCUCCUUGGCUUAUUGUUAAGUGUGUGAAAUUCUCUCUCUCUCUCUCUCAACCCAAGAAUAAAAGGCAUCCACAGUUCAACGCAAGAAAGAGGACGACAUCUGCCUCCCGGUCUCUUUCUCUCUCUCUCUCUUCCACCCAUGGCUUCGAACACCAACAUGCAGAGCUACGGAUCCGACCCGGCGUCGCCCCACACGACCUUCGUCCAGGCCGACCCGUCGAACUUCCGGGCCAUAGUCCAGAAGCUGACCGGCGCUCCCGAGGACCCCUCCGCCCACAAGCUCCCCCUCACCCUCCCUUCGAGGCUCACCCCCAAACCGCCGCCGGCCGCGGCCGCCGCGACGUCCAGCUCCGACGUGGGGCUCCGGCGGCCCGCCUUCAAGCUCCACGAGCGGAGGCAGAGGAAGCUUGACAUGAUCCAGCUCAGCCACAAGGACGUCGGGUUCUACGCGGACAAGCACGUCCUCACCUCUCCGCCACUUCCUUCUUCCUCCUCGCUCUCCCCGACGUGGCUGAGGCAGUACGGGAAGAGAGGCGGGCUGGUGGGAUUCGGCGGCUGCGGCGAGGCGGUGAUGGUGUCGCCGGUGUCGCCGCUGGAUCUGUUCGGGAGGGCGAGCCCGAGAACGCCGACGACCCCGGCAUUGUUGUCGCCCCGUGAAGAAGAAAAAGCCGAGGAGAGAGCGAUUGCAGAGAAAGGGUUUUACCUGCACCCGAGCACUCCGAGAAAAGCCGAGCCCGAGCUGCUGCCCCUCUUCCCUCUGCACUCUCCUAGAGACCAAGAUCGUCAAGAGCGUCCCUGAUAAUUUUAAAUCUUAGUUAGCUAACAAGAAACAAGAUCUUUUAUAUUUUCUUCUUCUUCUUCUUCUUCUUCUUCUUUUUUGUCCUCUUUUGGUUCUUGAUGCGUCUGGUGCUUAUUAAUUUUGAUCUGGUUUUGCGAGUUUCAUGAGGACCGAUGUUGGUUGGCUUCGUCGGUCGCGUGACUAAUUUGUACUGUACUGGUUGCUAUUGAUUGAUUGUGUACUUUGUUCUUUUCCUCCA